AUGGAAGUUAAUGGCUAUAAUGUUAAUGCAAAAUAUGUUGGGGCAGGUGAACAAGAUCUUCCUGAUUUUCCAGACAUUAAAUGGUAUUCAGAAUAUGUGUGUGAGAGCCAAUACUUGCUUCAAAUUGUAAAAUGUAGAAAUACAGAAUGCCGUCGUCCAAGAAGUGGUCUAUUUAGAUUACUAGACAAUAGGUUUCUUCCACCACCUGUAAAAGUAAAACAAACAGUUGAUGACUUGGUUUUGGAUGAAGCAGGGCAAUUUGUUAAUCUUCCAGUCAAUUUAGCUCUACGCUUAAGUGCUUCACUCAAAGAUUUCCUGCAAAUGCCCUACGAGUAUUUCUGUCCGACGGUAGGGGAUCAUUUUAAUCCCGACGAGUGGAUGAAGAAAAUUCAACAGGAAGACGAUCUUCGAGACAAUAUUAGAGCCAAUCUUCCUUAUAGUGAAAACGAUUUUAAUGAGUUUGUUCAUAUUGAUGACCAAAAGGAAAAUAAAGAUGAAGAAUCUGUCGGUAUGGAACUGAUACCAACUCCAACCACAUCAGAAGCACUUCGACAUAUUGACAACUUCUUCCUUGAAUUGUACAAACAGUGGAAUAUAAGCGACAAUGACUACUUGAUUACCUGGAAUCAUGAUGGCGAGAAGAGAGGCGAAAAGCAGCAGUACGGAGGACAUUCGCUCGUUCCAGGGCAUCCUAAUUCAGAGAAAUUGUUCUCACGUGUCGGCGAAGAGCCCCCCAGACUUAGCCGUCAUAGUCUAGGAGGUGCUAAGGACAGUGCGGAUGAGAUGAUGUGUAUGUCGGCGGUAUCGCGUCACAAAAGGGGACACGACACUUUGGAAGCGAUCUACUUCGGUACUAGCUGCUGGCGCUGGCCGUCUUCCGAGGCGGCACUCGCGACGAUGUGCGGACUGCCAUUUUAA
Molecule: messenger RNA, 918 nt
Organism: Acanthoscelides obtectus
Lineage: Eukaryota; Metazoa; Arthropoda; Insecta; Coleoptera; Chrysomelidae
Source: the annotation of a GenBank genome assembly